Sodiomyces alkalinus F11 is the source of this 4708-nucleotide messenger RNA. RefSeq names its product WD repeat domain-containing protein mip1. The transcript is spliced from 3 exons. Bases 84 to 4499 code for a protein of 1471 amino acids. Gene Ontology annotation, molecular function: protein binding; protein-macromolecule adaptor activity. The record is from RefSeq and is a predicted model, not a curated record. Gene Ontology annotation, cellular component: TORC1 complex; cytoplasm. NCBI's taxonomy places the organism in Eukaryota, Fungi, Ascomycota, Sordariomycetes, Glomerellales, Plectosphaerellaceae. Gene Ontology annotation, biological process: cellular response to amino acid stimulus; regulation of autophagy; TOR signaling.
AAACAGUAUCUGUACGGAUCUUUCUCGCCAGUUCUCCCGCAGUGUGCGGCUCCUUGUCCCAUGCCGAUCCCAAGUCGACCACCAUGUCGCUUUCCAAUUCUUCUAGCCUGCGCGUCAACGGGAACGGGAACAGGAACAGGAACGGGGCGUCAGCUCAACCUCUAGACGACCCAAAACCUCUCCAGCAGCGUCCCAAAUCCCCCCUCAGCCAGGCCCAACGAUCCAACACCUUCAACACACACCAUACCCGCCGCCAGUCUUUUGAUAAUCGCCCUUCAAGUGCGCCAGGCGACGAUGCCCAGCAGCAGAAUAAUCCUAGUAAUUGUAAUGCUCUCGCCUUGAGAAGCCACCGCGACUCGACUUCCGAGACGACCAAGACCCAGCGACCCCCCAAGCCUCCUUUGCUGCGUUCCAAGAGUGAGAACAGAGUGCGCCGCGUUGGUGAGAAUAAGAAAGAAGAGGAAGAUGAAAUCCUGCAGUGGGGAGCUAGACACGGCUUUGAGGAGCACUAUGAGUCGCAGCAGUUCAUGGAUAAACUGGCCAAUAACUGGUAUAUGUACUGGACCGACAAGCGACACGAGACGACGGGAAAACCCAAAGCCCCAACCCACGAGCUUCAGGACUGGCGCAUGAGAGAUCGCCUCAAGACGGUGUCUGCCGCUCUUGCCGUCUGCCUGAACAUCUCCGUCGAGCCUCCGGAUCAGCUUAGGACCAAUCCGGGAGCGAAGCUGGAGGCCUGGAUCGACCCCUUCCAGUCCCCUCCCCAAAAAGCCCUGGAAAACAUCGGCAAGGCCCUCCAGUCCCAGUAUGAGACCCUCGCGAUCCGAACGCGCUACAAGCAGUAUCUCGAUCCGUCCGUCGAGGAAACCAAAAAGUUCUGCAUCUCGUUGCGGAGGAACGCCAAGGACGAACGCGUCUUGCUCCACUACAACGGUCACGGUGUGCCGAAGCCGACGUCCAGCGGCGAGAUUUGGGUCUUCAACAAGAACUACACCCAGUACAUACCCGUGUCGCUAUACGACCUGCAGCACUGGCUGCAGGCCCCUACCAUGUUCGUUUGGGACUGCUCCGAGGCCGGCAACAUCUUGAACAACUACCAUCGCUUCGUCGAGAAGCAUGAGCAGGAGGAAGAGGAAAACGCGGCCCGGGACCCCAACUACGAGAAGACCGCCUUCCGACCGUACAUUCACCUUGCCGCCUGCGGCGUGAAAGAGAACCUCCCCACCAACCCGCUGCUCCCUGCCGACCUCUUCACGUCCUGUCUCACCACCCCCAUCGAAAUGGCCCUCUGGUUCUUCGUCCUCCAGAACCCGCUCAAGACCAACCUCACGCCCGAGAGGGCCAAGAAGCUCCCCGGCCGCCUUCAGGAGAGGAGGACCCCGCUGGGCGAACUGAACUGGAUCUUCACCGCCAUCACCGACACCAUCGCCUGGACCACAUUACCCCGCCACCUGUUCCGGAAGUUCUUCAGGCAAGACCUCAUGGUCGCCGCGCUGUUCAGGAACUUCCUGCUGGCGCAGCGCAUCAUGUCCGUCUACGGCUGCCACCCCCAAUCCUACCCGGAGCUGCCGGAUACCCGGCAGCACCCCCUGUGGGCGAGCUGGGACCUGGCCGUAGACAUGGCCCUGGCCCAGCUGCCCAUGCUGGAGAGGAAGGAGAGCGAAGGGAUCGAAUACGAAUACCAGAACUCGACCUUCUUCACCGAGCAGCUGACGGCCUUCGAGGUCUACCUGGCCAGGGGAGACGCCAUGGCCCAGAAACCGCCCGAGCAGCUCCCUGUCGUUCUCCAGGUGCUUCUUAGUCAGCAGCACCGCGUGCGAGCACUGAUCUUGCUGGGCAGCUUCUUAGACCUCGGCCCAUGGUCGGUGCAGCUUGCGCUGAGCAUAGGCAUCUUCCCAUACGUAUUAAAGCUCUUGCAGUCGGCCGCGGCCGAGCUGAAGCCGGUCAUGGUGUUCAUCUGGACCCGCAUCCUGGCCGUGGACAUCUCUUGCCAGCAGGAUCUUAUCAAGGACAACGGCUACAACUACUUCACCGCCAUCCUCAAGCCUGCCGAAUCUCUGCCCGUUGCCAACAGCGACGAGCACAAGGCCAUGUGCGCCUUCAUCCUGGCCAUGUUGUGCAGGGGUUAUAAGCCCGGCCAACAGGUGUGCAACCAGACCGAGAUUAUGACGUAUUGUCUCACACAUCUUCAACACCAGGAGAACCCGCUGCUGCGACAAUGGGCCUGUCUCUGUCUCAGCCAGCUGUGGCAUGAUUUGCCCGAAGCCAAAUGGCGGGGCAUCAGGGAGAACGCUCCGAGCAAGCUAUCUUGUCUGGCCAAGGACCGGUGCCCGGAAGUGAGGGCCGCCAUGUUGCAUGCCAUGACCACCUUCAUCGGCGUCAUCGACCUGACGGACGAGGUGGCACGCAUCGAGGAGUCGAUUGCCUGGACCUUGCUCGACAUGGCCAACGACGGCAGUCCCACAGUCCGGCGCGAAUUCCUCGUCUUCUUAUCCCAUUUCAUCCUCCGCUUCGAGAAUAAGUUUAUCGUGGCCGCCUUUGAGCAGUUGCAGGAAGAAAAAGAAUACGUCUUGUUCCCCCCAGACGACGACGGCACGGAACACAAGAUGGGCCUUCACUAUGCGCGCCAGGAGAAUCGCAAUGCGGACGGGACCAUCAGGGCCGCUGCGCACGGUUUCGCCCACAACACCGUCUUCGCAGCGUGCUGGAAACAUGCUCUGCUGCUCAACGUCGACCCCCACCCCGAAGUGCAACGCGACGCCGCCGCGGUCGUGGACUACGUGCACAAUGCCGUGCUCGCGUCUCCUAUCGGGGCGCAAGCGCAGGCGCUCAUGGACGAGAUACGCAGAAAGGCGAGGCCGUCGUCGGACAGGAGCCACCACCAGCAGGCUGCGACGCAGCGGAAUCACGCACAGAGCGGUGGUGGCGGCGGUGGUGGUGGUGGUGGUGGCGCGACGCGAUCCUCGGCCGCCGCGGCAUCACUGCCAAACCCGGGCCUUUUCCGCAGGACGGCGAGUUACUUGUUCACCGGCAUGUUCGGCGGCAUCGACGGCACCACCAUGACCGACGCGAACAAGCGGGCAGGUCAGCCGUGGCAAGCACCGGCGUCGUCGCCCGGUCAUCGGAACCAGACGACGAGAGGAGCACGCAGACUCGGGGGGGGGCCCGACUCGUCGGCGGCAUCGUCGCCACCGCAGAUGGAUCCAGCGGCAGGUCACGCGAGGUACCACACGGCGGGCGAACCGGUGUCGGGAGGCUACGAGGACAAGCAGCAGGCCAGGGAAGCGGGAGGAGCGGCGACGCUUCCGGUGCGCAGCACGUUCUUCGAUUGGUCGGUGGAAUAUUUCCGCGAGCCGCAGAUGAAGCCGAGCGAGUCGGACGAGCCCGGCAGCACGGAAUACAACGAGCGGCUCUGGAGGCGGUCUCGCAACGAGGCGAUCCUGCAAGAGACGCAGCCUCUCAAGCAGUACGCCGGCAGCCACAAGUGGGACAAGCCGAUCCGGCUCCUCAACAACGGGGCGCAGCCGUCCAAGCUGACGUUCCACCAAUUCGAAGACCACCUCGCGGUGGCGGACAACGGGAACACGGUGACGAUGUGGGACUGGAAGAAGCAGAUGCGGCUCAGCCGGUUCUCCAACGGCAACCCGGAAGGGUCGGUGAUCUGCGACGUCAAGUUCAUCAACGAGGAGGACCAGGGCUUCCUGAUGACGGGGUCGUCGGACGGGGUGCUCCGGGUGUACCGGGGGUACGACGCGGACGAGGAGGUGGAGCUGGCGUCGUCGUGGCGGGCGCUCACGCACAUGGUGCCGAGCACGGUGAACUCGGGCAUGGUGUUCGACUGGCAGCAGGCGACGGGGCGGGUGCUGGUGGCGGGCGACGUGCGGGUGAUCCGGGUGUGGUCGGCGGCGUCGGAGACGUGCAUCAUGGACAUUCCGGCGCGGUCCGGGUCGUGCGUGACGUCGCUGACGUCGGACCAGAUGACGGGCAACACGCUGGUGGCCGGGUUCGGGGACGGGGCGGUCCGGGUGUUCGACACGCGCCUCAAGGUGCAGGAAUCGAUGGUGAAGAAGUGGAGGGACGAGACGGAUCGGCAGUGGAUCAAGAGCGUGCACAUGCAGCGGGGCGGGCAGCGGGAGCUGCUCAGCGCGAGCUGUAACGGCAAGGUCAAGCUGUGGGAUAUUCGGAUGGACAAGCCGCUUCGUACGUUCCGGACGACGAGGGAUCCGAGGGAUACCUUGCGAACGGCCAGCACACACGAGCACCUGCCGGUGUUUGCUGUGGGUACUUCGAGCCGCCGUGUCAGGGUAUUCAACUUCGAGGGCCAGAGACUAUCGGAGAUGGAACCGUACUCGAGCUUCCUCCAGCAGAGCCGAGGAUCGCCCAUUUCGGCCACGGCGUUCCACCCGCACCGGCCCAUCUUGGGCUGUGCUUCUCGGGGCGACUACAACAUCAACCUCUUUACGUGUGAGAAUACCGAGGCGGUCCAGCCACGUGCCUAAGGUAGCUGGCGGGAGGAGGCCGAGAAGGGAAUUGGGGUUGACGAAAGAGAGGAAAGGGGGUUGUCAAGAGUAGUCGAGUCGAGCUGAGAAAGUCCGAUAUCGCUGACACUUGGAGACUAUCAUUCAAGGGAAUUUGUUUAUGCAUGGCUCGUAGGGUGCUUUUCGCUUUUUUUUUUUUCUUCUUCCUUUUUUUCCUUUUUUUUUGGCAU